This is a messenger RNA of Hyaloscypha bicolor E, 840 nucleotides long. RefSeq lists its product as uncharacterized. The transcript is spliced from 4 exons. The coding region runs from base 55 to 756 and encodes 233 amino acids. NCBI's taxonomy places the organism in Eukaryota, Fungi, Ascomycota, Leotiomycetes, Helotiales, Hyaloscyphaceae. The record is from RefSeq and is a predicted model, not a curated record.
AGCCGCAAAUCGCAUAUGCUUUGCUUCGGCCAUCGAAAUCUUCAACUUUGAGCAAUGGCGCCACUUGACUUCCUGUCCGAAUUCCGAGCCCGAGAGGGAGUGAAUAACCAUUCGAAAGGAAAAUGGUACAUUCUUGCAGCUGCAGGUCUUGCUGCUGCAAAUAAGGGCGAGCUCAUGCCAGAGCUCUAUCGCUUGGCGACAGUCGAUCUGCCCGUUGAAGAUAGAAAAGUAGUCCAACGAAGGAUUAAAGAGGCGCUGUUGAAAGGAGCUGUGCUUUAUGGCAUCCCUCGCUCUGGACAGGCUCUAGGCCCUCUUUUCCAGGCUCUACCGCCUGAUGAGAUUGACCUCUACGCCCCAAGAACGCAGGCAAUGAACACUGAAGGCGAGAGUGAGAGGAGAGUCAAAAGAGGCCGAAAGUACUUCGAGACACUAUGGACACCUGGUCCAGCGCAGGGAAUGAUAGACCGAAUCAUGAUGUAUCAUCCAGACCACUACCUCCUUGACGUCAAGACGAUCUACGAGUUUUGGAUUAGCGAUGAUAGUAUUUUGUCGAAUAUUGAGACGCAGAUGUGUAAUACUACUUUGCUCACAUGCUGGAAUGCUCCUGUUCAAGCGAUGUGGCAUACACGGGGUGUUGUUCGUUAUAGUGGGACUUUAGAUAAGGCUCGUUUUGCUCAAGACAUGGGCCUAGCCAUUGCUCGCCAGUUUGACAUUCAAACGGGUGAUAUCACUAUGGUGGACGAUAUUGUAUUCUGACAAACCCUCAUAUAGAAAACGAAUUGGAAUGUGGAACAAAAUCAUGUUUUGAAGCGGAGAUAGUGUUGAAUGAGUAGAUUUUGU